CGGGUUUCAAGAAUGUUAGGAUUUCAAACUAGGGGUUCAAAACGGUUAGGGUUUCAAAACUGGGUACGGGUUUCAAGAAGUGAGGGUUUCAAAACAGGGUUAGGAGUUGUGGCACAAGGCAUCCACCAAGAAGGGGGCAUCCAAUGGGCAUGGCUUGCGCCACCCUAUCCAACUCCCAUUUUUGCGGCAACAAUGUUGUAAAAAAAUAAAUAAAAAUACAACACGUCCUAUGUGCUAAGAAGGAAUUCCUAUACUUUAAAAGCUUAUUUAAUGUUAAUCUAAAUGCGCCUUUACUUUGAAGUCUGACUCCGGAUAUGGCAUCUGCACGACCUUUAUUUUGAAGUGUCAGAGCGGAUGUGCAGCGCUGCAUGCAACUUGACACCGGUGCGCUGCUCUCGUUCAUCCAUGAAAACGGACUCCCGAGACCGACCUGACACCGCAGCAGCCUCAGUGGUGUCCUCUCGCUCACGUUGGCUCUUUUCUUCGCUUCAGUGCGGACCGGCAGCCAGGAUGAUCCCAGUGGGAGAAUUCCGAAACAUCGGCAUCGAGCAGAACUCCAAGUACCGCGUGCUGAAGCCGUGGUGGGAUGUUUUUUCCGAGUACCUGUGCGUCGCCAUGCUCAUGAUCGGCGUCUUUGGAUGCACCUUGCAGCUCACCCAAGACAAGAUCGCUUGCCUGCCGAGUCCCUUCACCAGUCCGACGCCAAGCGCCAUCGACUGCAGCCACAUCCGCAGCUAUGGCAACAACCAGACGUGGGAGAGCAUCAAUUUAAAGCCGACCAAUCCCAUCAUACAAGAGGUGCUCGGUCGCAAGAAUAACCUGGACAUCCACCAGUAUGUCUUCAUCAACCACUACUGCUACGAGCGCUUUGUGCACUGGUACGCUAAGUAUUUCCCAUACCUUGUGGUGAUCCACACCAUGAUUUUCAUGGUAACCAGCAGCUUUUGGUUCAAGUUCCCCGGGACUUCCUCCAAACUUGACCUCUUUGUCACCAUCCUGGGAAAAUGCUUUGACUCCCCCUGGACCACGAGGGCCUUGAGUGAGGUUUCUGAGGAAAGAGGUGAAGAAAAGCUGUUCAGUUGGAGGAGAAACACUGUAUCCAAAGAUCCCGCGGAGCGACGAUUCGACGAGGAGGAGACCAUCUUGCUUCAGCGGACCUUGUCGUCAAAGUCUAAUCCAGAUAAAAAGACUCCAGAGUCUCAGUCGGCUCCGUCUGUGUUGGAUAAAAAGGAAGGAGAGCAGGCUAAGGCCCUGUUUGAGAAGGUGAAAAAGUUCCGAACUCACGUCGAGGAGGCAGACAUCCUGUACAUUAUGUAUGUGCUGCAAACGUCUCUCAAGGUCUUUCAGUUCCUUUUAAUCAUUAUCUACACAGCGGCGCUGUGCCCGAACAUUGAGAUUGUGGUGCGGUGUUUGGUUCCCCCCGAGCUCACGGGUUUUAACAUCUAUUGCUGUAACCACAACAAAGCCCACCUCUUCUCCAAGCUGGCCUAUUGCUACAUUUGCUUUGUGGCCGUCUACGGGAUGUUAUGCAUCUACACGCUCUACUGGCAGUUCCACCGCCCUCUGAGGGUCUACUCCUUUGAGCAUGUCAGGUUAGAGACGGGAAUCAACGACAUACCGGACGUGAAGAAUGAUUUCGCCUUCCUGCUUCAUCUGGUAGACCAAUACGACGACCUCUACGCUAAAAGAUUCGCUUUCUUUCUAUCCGAGGUGAGCGAGAGCAGACUCCAUCACCUCAACCUCAACUACGAGUGGACCGCCAAAAAGCUGCGCGCCCGUCUGGCUAAGAAUGCCAGUGACCGACAGGAGCUACACCUGGUUCUGCUGCCCGGACUUCCUGACACUGUCUACGAGCUGGUUGAGAUAGAGUCGCUGAAACUGGAGCAGGUCAAAAAUGUCACCAUCUCGGCUAGCGUGGCUAAGCUAGAGAGUCUUCAGGAUCUGUCACUGAUUUAUUGCCAGGCCAAGGUUCAGCUGCCAGCCUUGAAGCACCUCAAAGAACAAUUGAAGUUCCUGCGCCUGUGCUUUGAAAGUCUAGAUGAGGUUCCCGAAUGGAUGUACCACCUGCAAAGACUUGAGGAACUGCAUCUGAACGGGCCGUUAACCAACGAGAUGGCCCGAAGUGGCACCCUGGACUCCCUUCGAGAGCUCACAGCCUUGAGGGUCCUCACCCUGCGCUCCAACCUCACAAAGAUCCCGGCCAGCAUCAGCGACGUCGCACAGCAACUACAGCGUUUGAGCAUCUACAACGAAGGGACCAAGAUCCAAGUCUACAGCAGCCUUAAGAAGCUGACCAACCUGGUCUCGCUGGAGUUGGUGGGCUGCGAGCUGGAGCGUAUCCCGAGCGCUGUCUUCAGCCUGAGUAAUCUGCAGGAGUUGGACCUGAAGGAAAACAAGCUAACCACGGUGGAAGAGAUCCUGAGUCUGCAGCACUGCCAGCGGCUGGUGACGUUGCGCCUGUGGCACAACAAAAUCACCUAUAUCCCCGAUCAUAUCAGCAAGCUGCACUCUCUGGAGACUCUGGACGUUAGCUGGAAUAAGCUGCGAAAGCUGACCCCGCGGUUGUUCUACUGCACCAAGCUGAGGCACUUGGACAUCUCGCACAACCAGUUGACCGGCAUCCCGCCCGAAGUGGGCAUCCUGCAGGGGCUCCAGUUCUUCUCCGCUGCUUUCAACUCAUUAGAGACCCUACCGGAUGAGCUGUUCUCCUGUAAAAGACUAAAGACUCUGAUUCUCGGAAACAACUGCCUGUUCUACCUCAGCUCCAGGGUGGCCAACCUGACCCAACUAAUACGACUGGAGCUCAAAGGAAACCGUCUGGACGCGCUACCUGUGGAGGUAGCGGACUGUCCCCUGCUAACGAGCAGCGGGCUCGUCGCGGAGGAAAACCUGCUGGACUUGUUGCCGUCAAAUGUGCGCACAAGGUUGACUAGUACCUGAGUUGGUCCGAACUCAGGCUUUUCACUGACUUGUCUUCAUUUGACAGUGGUCCCAAUUUUGUCUCAUUUUCGAUCGAUUUACACUGCAGGUACAGGUGACCAAUUUUUAGGAAACCUAUGACUUAAACCUUUGUGCUGAAAUCUGGUUAUUUUUGCCAAAAAUGUGACUUUUCUUUCCUGUCCAAAACGUGCAACCAUACAUGUGUUUAAAUGUAAAAUGGCCAAUAGAUUGUGAUUGGUGUACAGAUUUCUUUGUGAUUGCUUAGUUGCUACAAAAGAAGGCCUUCUUUUGUAGCAACUAAGCACAUUUUUAACAAUAUGGAGUCUGUUUUGGGGGGUAAUAAGUGUUUCCCACAGUGUCACAUUGCCGCUUUUCAGGUGGCAAACAAGCGGAGGGAGACUGUGAAGGGAGCUUUUCUUUGCACAGUAUAAUAGAGGUGCCCUUUUCAACCUGACAGAGAAGAAGAAGACGGAAUUCAAACAUUUAAAAUGAGUCAAUAAGUGUCAAAGAUGUGGUGGUACAUUAAUCUCUGUAUUUUUUUUUUAUAUAUAAUUUUAUUCAUCAUGUGUUACUGAGAAAGGUUUGCAUUGUUUUUGUUCUUCUUUUACUACCUCUGCAGCAUUUACUAUUGUAAUUGAGUGAAAUGUAAAAAGAUCAAAUAAACAAUGUUGUAAAACCUU
Messenger RNA from Phyllopteryx taeniolatus (common seadragon), 3620 nucleotides. RefSeq names its product volume-regulated anion channel subunit LRRC8C. Bases 355 to 2940 code for a protein of 861 amino acids. The transcript is spliced from 3 exons. Lineage: Eukaryota; Metazoa; Chordata; Actinopteri; Syngnathiformes; Syngnathidae. Gene Ontology annotation, molecular function: protein binding. The record is from RefSeq and is a predicted model, not a curated record.